Molecule: messenger RNA, 4181 nt
Organism: Lethenteron reissneri (Far Eastern brook lamprey)
Lineage: Eukaryota; Metazoa; Chordata; Hyperoartia; Petromyzontiformes; Petromyzontidae
Gene: DHX34
Product: DExH-box helicase 34
Cellular component (GO): intracellular anatomical structure
Molecular function (GO): helicase activity; RNA binding; ATP binding
Source: RefSeq, a predicted model, not a curated record
CGCUCGAUUGGCCGUGACCCUGAGGAGUGGGAGGGGCGGAGCUGAGCGGCCUCGGCCAAUCACGGCCGAGGUUGCUGCCGCCUGAUGAGGCCCAACAGCGGGGCACCCGGAGCGGCUGUCCCGGGGGUCUCCUCCGCCGUGCCGCGACCCCCCCCCCCCCCCCACUGCGUUGUGAGUUCCUUGGUCUCUGAGCCUCUGCGUCUUGGGCCCUGGUGAGUCCAUCAGUUUCGAGUCUCCUGGCGUCUGCGACCCUGAGCCUUGGACCCCCGGCGGCUCCCCGAGUCCCCGAGUCUCAGGGGGCCUGGCCGGCGAUGUCGCGCCCCGCGUGGUGGGGAGAGAGGCACCGCGCCGAGCUGGACGCGAUCUUCUUCCCGCGGGGGCCUCUGAGCGGCCUCCCCGAGCCCGGCUCCGCGCGCCACUCGGACUUUUGGCUCUUCCUGGACCGCUUCCAGGCGCGGCAGGGCUCCCAGCCCGGGCAGCCCGGGCCCGGCCCAGCGGCCACGGGUGGCGCGCUGGGCCUCCCCGCCGUCUACGACCGACAAGACCGCAUCAACGUGGCGCUCGCCGUGCCCGGCCUCGCGGAGCGGCUGGCGAGGCCAGCUCGUCGGGGAGGCGGGGACCGGAGUGGGGAGGAGCGCGGUGUGAGGGGCGAGAGGGGGGACCUGGGUGGGAUUGAAGAGCGGAGAUACCGGGGCGAGCGGGGAGACGGAAGCAGCAGGGGCGAGAGGAGCGAGAGAAGAGAGGCGAGGGGCGAGCGGGGAGAGCGGUGCCGGUCCGGACGCUGGGACCAGCGGCCUGCAGGCGAGGGGGGCCGGGAGGAGGAGCAGCAGCAGGAGCAGGAGGAUGACGGCCUGACCCCGGCUCGCCUGCGCGAGUUCCAGGCCGUGCUGCUCCACUACGUGGACUUCUGCCAGAAGCAGCGGAUGAGCCGCCUGUCCAAGCUGCGGCGGGACCAGAGGAACCUGCCCAUCCACGAGUACAGGGAGCAGCUGGUGGAGCUGGUGCGCGCCCACCAGGUGGUGGUGGUGGCGGGGGACACGGGCUGCGGCAAGUCCACGCAGGUGCCCCAGUACCUGCUCUCGGCAGGGAUGAGCCGCGUGGCGUGCACGCAGCCGCGUCGCAUCGCCUGCGUGUCCCUCGCCAAGCGCGUCUCCUACGAGAGCCUGGGCGAGCACGGCUCCCAGAUCGGGUACCAGAUCCGCUUCGAGACGUCCAAGACGGCCGCCACCAAGGUGCUGUUCCUCACCGAGGGCCUCCUGCUGCGCCAGAUGCAGACGGAGGGCUUCAUGUCGCGCUACGACGUCCUCAUCCUAGACGAGGUCCACGAGCGCCACCUGCACUGCGACCUCCUGCUCGGCGUGCUGCGGGAGCUGCUGCCCCUGCGAGGAGACCUCCGCCUCGUGCUCAUGUCGGCCACCAUCAACAUCCAGCUGUUCUCGCGCUACCUGGGCGGCGCGCCCGUGCUGCAGGUGCCGGGCAGGCUCUACCCCAUCCAGGUCGUCUACCGGCCCGUCCCCGAGGAGGAGAAGACGGGCAAGUCGGAGAGGAUCGACCCGCGGCCCUACCUGCGCAUCAUGCAGAGCAUCGACCACAAGUACCCGGCCGACGAGCGCGGCGACCUGCUCGUCUUCCUCAGCGGCAUGGCCGACAUCGCCCGCGUGGCCGAGGCGGCGCAGAGCUACGCGGUGGAGACGAAGCGCUGGGUCGUGCUGCAGCUGCACUCCACGCUGUCCGCGGAGCAGCAGGACAAGGUGUUCGACCUGGCCCCGGAGGGCGUGAGGAAGUGCAUCGUGUCCACCAACAUCGCCGAGACGUCCGUCACCAUCGACGGAGUGCGCUUCAUCGUGGACUCGGGCAAGGUGAAGGAGAUGAGCUACGACCCCAAGGCUAAGAUGCAGCGGCUGCAGGAGUUCUGGAUCAGCCGCGCGAGCGCGGAGCAACGCAAGGGCCGCGCGGGGCGCACGGGGCCCGGGGUUUGCUUCCGCCUGUACGCCGAGUCGGAGUACGACGCCCUGGAGCCGUAUGCCGUGCCCGAGGUCCAGCGCGUGCCACUUGACUCGGUGGUGCUGCAGAUGAAGAGCAUGGGGCUGGGAGACCCGCGCCUGUUUGGGUUCCUGGAGCCACCCCCGGCUUCCAGCCUGGAGACGUCCAUGCAGUUCCUGCAGGAGCAGGGAGCAUUGGACGAGCAGGAGGAGCUCACGCCGAUCGGGCGCGUCCUGGCCACGCUCCCACUGGACGUGCUCACGGGGAAGAUGCUGCUCGUGGGCUGCGUGCUGGGUGCGGUGGAGCCGGUGCUCACCAUCGCGGCCGCCAUGAGCGUGCAGUCGCCCUUCCACCGCAGCGCCCACACGAACCCCGACUGCUCCCGCGCACGCCGCUCGCUCGAGAGCGACCACGGCGACCCGCUCACCCUGCUCAAUGUGUUCAACGAGUGGGUGCAGGUGAAGUCGGGCGGUCAGGUGCCAUCACGCAAGUGGUGCAAGAGGCACGGGCUAGAGGAACAGCGCCUCUACGAGAUCGCCAACCUGCAGCGCCAGUUCAAGGAGCUGCUGGUGCAGUUCGGGCUGCUGGGUGGCGGGGAGGAGCCUGUGCGGGACAGCGUGCAGCGGGUGCGGCAGCACGGGGAGCGGCGCCGCCUGCACCAGCUGCGGCGUGAGCACGAGCAGCGCGGCCCCCAGAAGCGCAAGCUGCUGCGGCUGCAGGACGGGGGCCUCGAAGAGGAUGACGGCGGCGAUGACGGGGAAGACGACGGCGCCAGCGGCUCCAGCAAAACCAUCGACAUCCAGGACGUCAAGUUCAAGCUGCGCCACGACGUGGGCCGCCUGCACGCCUCCUCGCAGAGCUCGCGGGGGCUGUCGCGGCGCCAGCUGAGCGUGCUGAAGAUGGUGCUGUGCAGUGGCCUCUACCCCCAGCUGGCGAUCCCCGAUGAGUGCAACGCUGCCAGGAAGGACUCGGAUCAGGUGUUCCACACGCGGAGCAAGCCGUUCGUCGUGCUGCACCCCACCGCGGUGUUCGCCAACAGCCCCGAGCUGCUGGCCCCACCCGAGGAGCGCGAGGACACGCGUCCCGUGACGGCGGCGCCACGGAAGUCCGGGCAGAGCCACCGGCACCAGCUGCUGGCGUACGCCUCGCUGCUGGAGACGACCAAACCCUACCUGGUGAACAGCAUGCGCGUGCCGGCGCUGCAGGCCCUUCUGCUGUUCGCGCGCUCGCUGGACACGAGCGCCGACUGCCGGCGCGUGGUGGCCGACGGCUGGCUGGAGCUGUCGCUGGGGGACGCCGAGCAGGCGCAGCAGGCGCUGUGGGCCGCGGUGCAGCAGCGCGAGUCCUGGGAGCGGCUGCUGCGCUCGCACCUGCUGAGCGGGGGAGCCGCGGCGACGCUCGGGGUGCAGCUGGGCCCCAGGCUCGAGCCUCAGGCCCAGGCUCGGCUCAAGGAGACGCUCACCGAGCAGCUGGCAGAGUUCCUCGAAUCCAAGGUGGAAUACACCAUGCGCCGGCUGGGUGGGCUGGAGAUGAAGACGCUGUACGUGGGGCCAAGUGAGGCCGUGAGCGCAGAGCCCGAUUGGCCGGGCCUCUUCCCCAUGGCCGAGAGUCGGCCCCACCCCACCAAGGGCGGCGUGGCCGUCAACUCCUACCUCACCUACGGCUGCCUCCUGGAGGGCUCGGACAGCAUGUACGGCGAGUGUCUGCGAGUCUUCUGGACGUGUCCGCGCUGCGAGCUGCACAUGCCGCUGACGCCGCUCGAGAGGCUGCAACACAGCGACGCGUGCAGCCGGGCGGCGGAGGAGCAGCAGCAGCAGCAGGCCACGUCCCAGGGCCCCGGAUGCACGGGGACAAUGCCCGCACGCCUGCAGCAGCUCUACCACUGCGACGAGUGUGGGCAGGACCUGCAGCUCGCCCCCACGGAGAUCCUCAAGCACAAGAGGAGCCACAAGGAUGGCAGCGGACACGCCACCGAGAGCUCCCAUCCGGUCAAAUGUGCGGAGGCGGCUCGUGAUUCCACGCCAGGAUAGGAAAAGCAACUGGCCAAAACUUGACUGUCACCAGAGUCGAGAAGAGGAACGCUGUUGUCAGCCUAGUUUUUAUUUAUAAUUAAAAGUCUUUUAAUACAAAUUCAGCUAUGUAUAUAGAUGUGAACCUCGCAUGUGAAAGACUGAUAAAAUAAACAUCUGUGAUAAGAA